AUGACCACGAAGGGACGGCGUUGGGAGGGGGAUGCGAAACGCAAAUCUGAGGGGGCAGCGGCAGCUUUAGGUGUCGGAGGGCGAGUGAAACAGGAGCCUAGUCGUCUCACAUUGAUCUAUUUCCGCACGCCAGCCAGCAGGGCGGCCUGUGCGCGUAGCGCGGCCAAUUGGGGCUCCGAGGGCCCCGCUCACGCCCUCCUUGGCGAACAGGGAUCAUGGCGACUCGUGGGCCGGGAGGCAUGUGCGCCCUGGCCUGGCCCGCCGAUGCCCUCGCAUGCCCAUGGGCCGCUGUGCGAGGCCAUGCCAUUCCCUUUGCAUGCAUGCCACGGCCUCCCAUGGGUCGGCCUAUGCCUACUCCUACCUACUUACCUACUACUUGCUCGAUGGAUCAUGGAUGCACCGGGUGGGGUCCUGCUUGGGCCUGCUUGGACCUGCUGGGUCUACUGGCUUCCUGUCUUGCGUCAGUCCUACCAGUCCUGUGAUCAUCAACACCCACCCGGCCACAUGCUACUACGUAUGUACUCCGCUUUGCUGCAAGCUAGCCCUCUGAUCUGCAUGUACCAAACACGCGCCCUCCCUUUCCCCAUUCUCGGCAUGUGCCAGCCUGCUUGGACCGCCCACUCCAACUGCGUACUACUGCUGCAGGUACAUCACACCUGCACUCUUGCUCAAUCGCCCUCCCUCGCUGCAACUCCUCUCUGCUCACCACUAUCUCGAUCCACGGCCGCUUUCCUGUCCCUCUCGUACCUACAUCCGCACCCACCCCAACUACACUACACCACACACAGCCAGAUGCACACCAACACCACAAAUCAACCCUGCGGCCGUGGUUUGAUCUUCAUCUGA
Bipolaris oryzae ATCC 44560 is the source of this 846-nucleotide messenger RNA. RefSeq lists its product as uncharacterized. Lineage: Eukaryota; Fungi; Ascomycota; Dothideomycetes; Pleosporales; Pleosporaceae. The coding region runs from base 1 to 846 and encodes 281 amino acids. The transcript has 3 exons. The record is from RefSeq and is a predicted model, not a curated record.